Numida meleagris (helmeted guineafowl) is the source of this 2586-nucleotide messenger RNA. RefSeq names its product DEAD-box helicase 27 (gene DDX27). The transcript is spliced from 21 exons. NCBI's taxonomy places the organism in Eukaryota, Metazoa, Chordata, Aves, Galliformes, Numididae. Gene Ontology annotation, molecular function: ATP binding; RNA helicase activity; nucleic acid binding. Bases 72 to 2348 code for a protein of 758 amino acids. The record is from RefSeq and is a predicted model, not a curated record.
GCUGGGGCAGGCGCUGCGCAUGCGCCGCUGUGGGGCCACGCGGUGCUGCGCGAUCCCGGGGAGGGGCGGACAUGCUGCAGAGCCUGGGGCUGGUGGGCACCAUCGCGGAGGGGGACGAAGGGCCCGAGGAGCCCGAGUCUGGAGACUCUGAGGAUGAAGAGGAGCCGCGGCCGGCACUGGGCCCCGGGCGGCGGGGAGCGGCAGGAGGAGAUUUCAGCUCCGCCUUCGUCUUCGGCGAGGUGGAGGCCGGCGGGGAGGGCGCCUGGGCGGCAGCGCUGCGCCAGCUCCGAGGCAAAAGAUCGGCUACCACGCUGGAUGAGAAGAUUGAGAAAGUGAGGCAGAAAAGGAAGUUCCAGGAAAAAGAAGCUAAGCAAGGCAAAGUGAAAGAUGGCGAUGCAGAAACUGAGGAUAAUCAGUCCAUAAAGAGGGAAUGUGAGGACUUCGGUAGAGAGGAAGAAGAUGACAAUGAGUCCCAGUACUCAUUGGAUGAUGAAACUAUCUUCACAAAAGCAGAUACCGUUAAAGUGAAGGAGAGGAAGAGAUCAAAAAAAGGAGGGCAAAAAGAAGCAGAAACCUUUUUUGAGGAUGCCUCUCAAUAUGAUGACAACUUGUCAUUCCAGGACAUGAAUCUUUCCCGACCUUUGCUAAAGGCAAUCACAGCUCUUGGUUUCAAGCAGCCAACUCCAAUUCAGAAGGCUUGUAUCCCAGUGGGUCUUCUGGGGAAGGAUAUUUGUGCCUGUGCUGCUACUGGGACAGGCAAAACAGCUGCCUUCAUCUUGCCUGUGCUUGAGCGCCUGAUUUACAAACCUCGUCAGGCCCCAAUAACAAGGGUAUUGGUUCUUGUGCCAACACGAGAACUGGGUAUUCAGGUGCAUUCUGUCACAAAACAGCUGGCGCAAUUCAGCAGUGUCACCACUUGCCUUGCUGUAGGUGGCCUAGAUGUGAAGACUCAGGAAGCAGCUCUGCGCUCUGGGCCAGACAUUCUUAUUGCAACUCCUGGGCGACUAAUUGAUCAUCUCCACAACUGCCCUUCUUUCCACCUGAGCAGUGUAGAAGUGCUCAUUUUGGACGAAGCAGACAGGAUGCUGGAUGAAUACUUUGAGGAACAGAUGAAAGAAAUAAUCAGGUUAUGCUCCAAGCACCGGCAGACAAUGCUUUUCUCCGCCACGAUGACAGAGGAGGUGAAAGAUUUGGCUUCUGUUUCCCUGAAGAAUCCCACCCGAAUUUUUGUGAACAGCAACACAGAUGUUGCCCCUUUCCUGAGGCAGGAAUUUAUCCGGAUCAGACCCAACCGAGAGGGAGACCGUGAGGCCAUUGUGUCAGCUCUACUGACACGGACCUUCCCAGAUCAUGUGAUGCUUUUCACCCAGACAAAGAAGCAGGCUCAUCGUAUGCACAUCCUGCUUGGGUUGAUGGGUCUACGGGUUGGGGAGCUUCAUGGGAACCUCUCCCAGGCACAGCGGCUGGAGGCACUCAGGCGUUUUAAGGAUGAGCAGAUUGAUAUUCUGGUAGCUACCGAUGUGGCUGCACGAGGACUUGACAUAGAAGGUGUUAAAACAGUAAUCAAUUUUACCAUGCCCAACACCACCAAACACUAUGUUCAUCGAGUGGGUCGAACAGCAAGAGCAGGGAGGGCUGGUCGCUCAGUUUCACUCGUGGGUGAGGAGGAGCGGAAGAUGCUGAAGGAUAUUGUGAAGUCUGCCAAAACUCCAGUGAAAGCCAGAAUUCUCCCUCAAGAUGUCAUACUAAAAUUCCGAGAAAAGAUCGAGAAUCUGGAAAAAGACGUGUAUGCAGUUCUGUGCUUGGAGCGUGAGGAACGUGAAAUGCAGCAGUCAGAGGCCCAGAUCAAUAAGGCAAAGAAGCAGUUGGAGGAAGGAAAACAGGAGACUGCAACCAAGGGUGUAGAGCGGAGCUGGUUCCAGACCCGUGAGGAGAGGAAGAAAGAAAAAUUGGCUAAAGCACUGCAGGAGUUUGACCUAGCAUUACGAGGCAAAAAAAAAAGGAAGAAGUUCAUGCAGGACACACAGAGAAAAGUCCAAAUGACACCGGAGGAGAGGUCACAGUUUGAAAUCCUGAAAUCUCAAAUGUACGCUGAGCGGCUGGCAAAAAGAAAUCGGCGAGUAAAGCGAGCCCGAGCUUUGCCCGAAGAGGAACCAGCACCAGUACCAAAAGGCCCCAAGCAGAAGAAAAAGCUGUCUGUGUUUGAUGAAGAGCUUACCAACACAAGCAGGAAGGCUCUGAAGCAGUAUCGUGCAGGUCCGUCAUUCGAGGAUCGGAAACGCUUGGGUAUGGCCCAACGUAGGAAAGGAGGAAACUUUAAAUCCAAGUCCAGGUACAAGAGGAAGUAAGAACUGUUUUACCAAGUGGGCAGUUGGGGCUAUCUGGACACUUCAGACUUCUCUCCAGGGCCUGGAUUUCUUUACACUGGGAAGAGACAUCUUCAGUAAAAUGGAACAGAUUUUCAUCAAGUCUCAGAAUAGCUAUGGACUGUUCAUUUAUAGCUGGUUGAACACUCUUUGUGAAAACAUCUUCAGCCAAUAUAAUAAAUUUUCUAAAAAAAAUAAAAUGUCCUCUUAUUUUAUAAAA